AUGAUUUUUGGGGGGAACGAGAUCAAUGGUGUAACUUUCUCGACAGCCAAAAAGACAAAGGUAUUAGUGACUCAUAGCAAGAGACUCUGGGAAGUCGUCGAAGAUGACAUCACCUUCAUGGAAGAAGACGCGGAUGGACUUCUCCUGCCACACAACGAUACCCUGAUAAUUUCUCUUAAUGUUCUAGAUUUCAAAAUUAAACGUGUCUUGGUUGACCCAGGAAGUUUAGCCAACAUGAUCCAGUGGAGAGUGUUGGAACAAGCCAAGCUAAUCGGAAGCAUCACUCUGACAAUAAAACUCCUUGCCGGAUUCAACUUAGCAAGUGUGACGACUCGGAGGGAGAUCUUGCUGCCUACGAAUGCCAAGGGGGUCUCGAAGACCAUCUUAUUUGAAGUGGUGGACGGCGACAUGGGCUACAAAAUAAUUCUCGGUAGACCAUGGUUAUAUUAG
Nicotiana attenuata is the source of this 450-nucleotide messenger RNA. RefSeq lists its product as uncharacterized. The transcript has a single exon. The record is from RefSeq and is a predicted model, not a curated record. Bases 1 to 450 code for a protein of 149 amino acids. Lineage: Eukaryota; Viridiplantae; Streptophyta; Magnoliopsida; Solanales; Solanaceae.